GCCGCAGUGUUUCCGCAAGCGCUUCGUGUCCAUGACACCCGAGCCUCCGAAAGGCACACCUGGUGGUGACAUCACCAUCUAUCGGAGACUUGCAUCCCGAGGAGAGUUGUCCACCCGAGGCGCCGGGGCCUUCGCCUUCGUUGUUGGGCGUUUGCACUUUAACUCACGGGAAACGACCAUUCAAGCUCGGAGGCUGGUGAAGCAGCCCCUGGUAACCUGGCAGCCCAGUGGGAGUCCCGAGGAUCUUUUCUGUCUCGUUGUCCUCCUCGAAUCCUGGUUGGCCUGGCUGGUGAUCGACAUCCCCGGUGCCCAGAGCAUCAAGGACGGUCUUCCUCGAUUUGGCUUGGCGGGCAAUUGCUGGGCUGUGGAGCAUGGCAAGGAGCUUGCCUCCUAUCAGCUUCUCCCCGAGGGAGUCCAGCCAUCGGCAGCCCUCGACUCCGAGUACUGCGUGCUGCUCUUCAGCCAGCCAGCCCGCCUUGCAAAUCCAAAGGUGCAACGCGAGGCUUUCUCCCAAGAGAGCUUCGCGGAAGCUGAGGGCCUGGUUCAGAUGGCCUCCUCCUCCACUCGGCUCAAGAAGACCCCGCUCGAAGCCCCGAAGCCGCCAGCGACACGCAAGCCGGCUCUCAGCUCGGGAGGCUCCUUGAUCAUCCCAGCGGAUGCACCAAAGACUUUAACAGAAGCCUUGGAGAGGACGGCUGCCGAGCGGGGGCAGAAGGGCCUCAUCUUGUACGACACGGCCGGGAAAACGGAGGAGCUGACCUUCGCCAAUCUGCUGAAGCGUGCACGCUUGGUCGCCGCGGGCCUGGUUCGGUUCAGGAUUGGGAAGGCGAGCAUGGCCAGCUCACCAACAGAGCAUCGGGAAGCGGCGGUUUUGCAGGUGCCCCGCAUGCCUGAGCAUUUCGCAUGCUUCUGGGGAGCCCUCUUCUCGGGCACUUGCCCGGUGACCGUUGCAAUUCCGCCUGACUACACGGACGGUGCCCAUGCUGUGUGCAGCAAGAUUCGGAACGUGUGGCAUCUUCUGGAUCGACCACCCAUCAUAACAAUGGGAUCUCAUGUGGAGAAGCUGCAACAACUGGAUCUGUCCACAGCCGACGUGGCAGUCACGGAGGUGCCGCUCCUGACCGAGCCAUCGGUACAUGCCGCCGCCAGGGGAGCCGAAGCUGCCUCCUGGUCGCCUUCACCCGGAGAUGUGGCUUUCUAUCAGCUCAGCAGUGGAUCCACUGGAGUGCCAAAGUGCAUCCAGAUUGCCCACCGAGGUGUUGUGGCUCAUGUCCAAGCAGAAGCCCAAUUCUGCGGUUACGGGCCGGACGACAUUCACGUGAAUUUCCUGCCCUUGGACCACGUGGUGCCCAUCCUCACGGUCCAUUGCUGCGAUGUUUAUCAUGGCUGCUGGGAGGUGCAGGCGGAGGUUUCCUGGGUCGUUUCUCAGCCGCUCCGAUGGCUGCAGCUCGUCCACACGCACCGGGCUACUCGGACAUGGGCACCGAACUUUGCGUUCAAGCUGGUGGCAGAUGCUCUGCGGCAGGAAAAGAAGGAAGCUGAGAUGGACCUUUCCUGCUGUCGGUAUUGGAUGAAUGCUGGGGAGCAGGUGACGAUUCCAGUGUGCGAGGAUUUCCUAGAGCAGACCCAGCGCCUCGGCGUGCGCCGCGCAGCGAUGCAGCCCUCCUUUGGAAUGGCAGAGGCCUGCACCUGCAUGACGUACAACAACCGGUUCGAGGUGUGUGGCGCCAGUCGUUUGGGCCGGCCAACGUUCGUGAACCUCGGCCCACCUGUCCCGGGCAUCGAGAUCCGCAUCGCCGACGAUAAUGGCGAAACCCUCCCUGAAGAAGAGAUCGGCCGCUUUCAAAUCCGAGGUCCUGUGAUCACACCUGGGUAUUUGAACAACGAAGCGGCCAACAAAGAGGCCUUUGUGGGAGAUGACUGGUUCAACACUGGCGAUAUCGGAUUCAUCAAGGAAGGGCAGCUCUAUCUGACUGGCAGAGAAAAGGAAAUGAUCAUAGUGCGUGGGGCGAACUUCUACUGCUACGAGGUGGAGGACGUCGUGAAUGCCAUGGAGCAUGUGCUGCCCACUUUCACGGCCGCAGUUUCCGCCCAUGAUCCACUGUCAGGGACCGAAGGGCUCGCAAUUUUCUUUGUACCGCGGCCUUCUCUGGACGAAGAUGAUGUGGAGGAGGUGAUUAAGAAGAUUCGGGCAAAGCUCGUCCGACACAUCGGAUUGACUCCUAGUCAUGUUGUGCCUCUUGCUGCCGAAGACUUUCCGAAGACUACCAGCGGGAAGAUCCAGCGGUCCAAGCUGAAGCAAGCAUUGCAGGACGGCCAGAUUGACCAGAGAGCCAAGCCACGAGCAAAAGUUGGCUCACAGCUUUGA
Molecule: messenger RNA, 2368 nt
Organism: Symbiodinium necroappetens
Lineage: Eukaryota; Dinophyceae; Suessiales; Symbiodiniaceae
Source: the annotation of a GenBank genome assembly